GCAACCUGGGCACCUGUCUCGUUUCUGCCCCUUACCUGAUAGGCGAUUUACGUUCGCUGCUACCCCUGCUGCUGCUCCUGUCAACCCGAGUUCCGCGAUUGAGACGGUGCCUAGCAAUCCUGCGCAUAGCUUACCGAUGGCUGGUAACUCCGGGGCAUAUGGUGGGUACGGCUACGACUAUGGAGGUGGUUUGCGGCCACAUGUUGAGACUCUUGAGGUUACGAUUGCAGGGAUCAAGGCGCACCAGGAUGCUGAGAUUGCGAAAGAAAAUAGCAAAAGAGAAGAAGAAGAACGAAUUAAGAAAGACAAAGAAGAGGAGGAGCGUAGGUUGCAAGAGAAGAAGGCACGAGAAGAAUUUCAGGCGGAGAUGAGAAAUGAACUAAGUGGGAAAUUGGAUUCCGUUCGCGAACUGUUGGAGAGCAAGAAAGGAGAUAAAGACGAUGAGGUUACGAAGAUGCACCUGGAGAUUGAGAACUUACGGAAGACUUUGCGUGAGGGUAACGGGGCGUCGUCUUCAGAAAGUGUUUUUGAUCGAUGUAAGCGUGAGUUAGAGGAAGAAAGGGCGAAGUCCGACCAACGGCUCGCCACCAUGGAGGAUGAGAUUGCGAGGUUGCGGGUGGUGAACGAUGAAGCGGUCGCUGCGGCGGAUGUCUGGAAGCAAGUAGCGCUCCGACCAGGAUUGGACAAGGUGGCCGUGGCGACAGUGGACAAAGGGAAGCGGCCGAUGAGUCCUGCUACGCAGGCUGUGGAGGCUAAUGAUCGGGAUGCUUUCUUGGUAGAGACCAGACGUACGCUGAGGCCGUUAAAGAAAGAUAAGGUCGUCACGUUAUGUGAGAAGGAGGGGGUCACCUAUUCUACGUUGGAUAAGGCCAAGGAGGAGUUGGCGCUUAAGCGUGCUGAUGUAGCUUUCGGUAAAGAUCGAGGUGGGACAGUGAAGAAAGGUGGGGUGCUGAUUCACGAGGUUACCGAGGAGACCGAGCAGGGUACUACGAUAGUACCGAGGCCAACGAUGACUCAACCACUUCGUGAUUUCGCUCCCGGACGCGGCGUGGUUUUGGAAUUUAUUGCACUGUUGUGUUCAACUCAGAUUAAGGUCUAUUGAAUUUAUUCGGUUCUUUUUUCGAUUCUUGAAGAAUGUCAGGAGAAGUCUAUUUACCGAUUUGCUGUUACAUGUCGAGGUGGGGAGUUGUUGAUUGACUCAUGGAAGGUGCUGCGUCGUGCGUAUGGGGGUUCUAUUGUGUCGUGUUCUUUUGGACGAGGUCUGUUUCGGCAUGCUCGGGGAUGGAUUAAAGCUGAUGUCACUAUCUUGUUUGAGUUUGUUAUUCCCUUCUUAAGUAAAUCGCUGGCCCUUAA
Molecule: messenger RNA, 1353 nt
Organism: Chara braunii
Lineage: Eukaryota; Viridiplantae; Streptophyta; Charophyceae; Charales; Characeae
Source: the annotation of a GenBank genome assembly